Phytophthora infestans T30-4 is the source of this 645-nucleotide messenger RNA. RefSeq lists its product as uncharacterized. The coding region runs from base 55 to 366 and encodes 103 amino acids. The record is from RefSeq and is a predicted model, not a curated record. Lineage: Eukaryota; Oomycota; Peronosporomycetes; Peronosporales; Peronosporaceae. The transcript has a single exon. Gene Ontology annotation, biological process: mitochondrial electron transport, ubiquinol to cytochrome c.
CUCCCCCAAGAAACACAGUCACCAACUUACCGGAACAUAAACCGCUGCGUAACUAUGAGCCUCAUCUCCAAGGUCGCGGGUCUGUACCAGAAGUCCAUCAGCAAGUCGCUGGGCAUGUACGGCCUUAAGUAUGACGACGCACUCGUGGACACGGCCGCUGUGCAGACGGCGCUGCACUGGGUCAAGGGUGAGGACUACCAGGCUCGUACCAAGCGUAUCGCUCGUGCCACCGACUGCUCGCUAAAGCGCAGCUACCUGCCCGAAGAAAUCCAGGCUAUUCAGCGCCCGCUCGACUUCUACGUGUUGGAAAAAGCCGUGGAGGCCGACAAGCUUGCCCAGGAGCGUGCCGAUCUUACUCGGUGGUAAACAGUUGAUAGCUCUGCGAGACUUCAGGAACCGAGAACAGUGGCAGCUACUGAAGCCGUUAGCGUCCACACACAGAAGCUGGACGGUGAACACACAGGGAUGCUAUCGAUCUCUAAAAAGUCGAAGAAUGAUCAAAGGAGACUGAGAGAAACAAAUUUCUCGCGGUUGAUACCCUUUGUUCUACUUGCAGAUCACGUGAACAAAGAAUGAAAACAAAAGAAAAAUGAGAAGAACCGAAGCUUUAAUAAAGAUCUGUGCUCUUUGGUGGGGUUCAUGCUA